GGUGACAUCUAACGCCGCCGCUGCAUGCUCAGGUCGCUGGCGAGAACAUGCCCAUCACCCUAAUUCAGCCCGUGUCCGGCAAGACGCUGCCACCAUCCCUACCGUCGGACAAAGCCCCUCAGGCACCUGCUCACGAAAGCGUCAACUUCUCGCUCCCCACGCUCAACAAGAAGGAGUAAGUGCGCAGGACGGGAGCUUCUCUAGCCCACAGUUCUGACCCUGAUAUACUUGACCCCGCAGGGAUAUCGCCGCCAACCAGCAAGGCUGGCUCGACCUCCUCAAGACGGCCGGCGACAAGAAGUACACCCUCGAGGUAGCCAUGCGCAGCCCCUCUACCAGCGGCGGCAAGGAUGCUGCUCUCGAGGAGGUUCGCGAUCAAGUCGAGGAGCUCCUGGGCAAGUCUCACGCAAGUGCUCAAGGCAAUGCAGAGGCGGCCAUUGCCGGCGGCGAGGACACAGGCUAUCGCAUCGUCUUUGAGACUUUGGCUUCUCCUCCGCUCCACCUCGCCUCUUCGCAGCUCAUCAAGAGUGAGGAGCUGUCAGACUGGGCUAGCUUCAUCAGCCGACUGGCAUUGCACCCUCGUACGUACGUCAAGCUUAGCCCGCUGCCCCUGGCCAACCUCGUCCCGGCCUCCCUCCUUGCCAAGGGGCGCAAUGCAGACUACUCCUCCGAGACUCUGCAGCGUGCUACGGACACGGCGACAGGUGUAGCUUCGGGCGUCGAGUCUGCCAUUUCAGGCGCCUUGGGUGGAGGGGAGAGCGAUGAAGAUCGAAGGAGCGAGCUCAGGAGGAGGUUGCGCGUCUUCUUUGACGUCUUGCUCGAGGCAUUCGGUAUAGAUCGUCUCGUCUGGGCCGUUACACUCGGCAGCGGUGGUGCAGGAGGAGAGGAGGCAGUCGUCAAGGAGUGGUACGAAGUUGUGCGUGAGGUCUUUGCAGGCAUGGGGCUUGACAAUGAUGCAUUGGAGGGCAUCUUCAGCCGCAACGCUUCCAAGGUGUACAGGACGUGAGAGGAGUCAGCGAGGGCACGACACGAGCAGGGCCAACCCCUCGCAGUGCACGCCAAGCUUCGUCGAGGAUGGGUGCUAGCUCUGAAGAAUACCGAUAUUAGUGUACGCAUGCCUUUGUCUGCUGUGUGAGCGUUAGAGUGGGUGAGAUUGACGCCGGGUAGAGAAGCCUCCACUACUCUUG
Molecule: messenger RNA, 1187 nt
Organism: Jaminaea rosea
Lineage: Eukaryota; Fungi; Basidiomycota; Exobasidiomycetes; Microstromatales
Exons: 1
Coding region: 320-1006 (228 amino acids)
Source: RefSeq, a predicted model, not a curated record